Daphnia pulicaria is the source of this 466-nucleotide messenger RNA. RefSeq lists its product as uncharacterized. Bases 17 to 466 code for a protein of 149 amino acids. The record is from RefSeq and is a predicted model, not a curated record. Gene Ontology annotation, molecular function: ligand-gated monoatomic ion channel activity. The transcript has 4 exons. Gene Ontology annotation, cellular component: membrane. NCBI's taxonomy places the organism in Eukaryota, Metazoa, Arthropoda, Branchiopoda, Diplostraca, Daphniidae.
GCUUGAUAAUGGAUACAUGCAAAUGUCUUUAUCGGAUCAUAUUUUCGCUGUGUUUUCUAUUAUCUGCCUCCAACCCAAAGAAAGUUCUACACGAUCGCCAAAUUCAAGUCCGCUCGUUGGCUUGGUGUGGUGUUUGUCUACUGUCGUUCUGGAUUAUUUAUAUACAGGUGUCCUCAUCUCUUAUUUGACCAUUCCAAAGAUGCAACCCAUCGUUGAGACGACUGAAGAAUUAGCCGCAUCCACCAGACUUCAUGUGGUUGCCAUUAAAAAUUCUAUUUUUGAAUCUACUCUUCUGCAAAGCACUUCGGGGCCAUUGCAUUCUUUGGGAAAUCAGCUUCGUCAGCACCCCGAAAACAGUUUGCCCGGUGACUAUUAUAACCUAAACAAACUUUUGGAAACAGCCUUGCUAGGAAAAUUCGGGAUCAUUCUGCAUGCUGAGCAAAUCUCAGGCGGAGUCGUUGAUUAA